This is a messenger RNA of Drosophila willistoni, 1191 nucleotides long. RefSeq lists its product as uncharacterized. The record is from RefSeq and is a predicted model, not a curated record. The coding region runs from base 55 to 1092 and encodes 345 amino acids. The transcript has 5 exons. NCBI's taxonomy places the organism in Eukaryota, Metazoa, Arthropoda, Insecta, Diptera, Drosophilidae. Gene Ontology annotation, biological process: peptidyl-glutamate ADP-deribosylation.
UUUUGGCUGCGUGUUCACUUCGUUUGGUCGUUGGUUUUUGGCUAACAAAACAAAAUGGCCGGGACAAAUGUUAAAAUUAUUGAAUCGAAACUUGAUAUUUUCCAAGUGCCACAAACCUAUGCACUGGGCCAUGCCGUUGAGUCAUCGUUCUCGGCCCAGCGAGGCACUUUGGCCUGGCAAUUUGGCCUAAUCUUUGGCGAUGUCGAGGAACUGCGUCAGCGACGUGUCUCGCGCGGCAAUUGCGCUGUAUUGGAGCACAAUUCGAGAUUUGUCUAUUAUUUGGUAACCAAAUCCAAUAUAUACGAUACGACCACUUAUGAUGAUGUCCAAGCGGCAUUAAUUUGUAUGCGAGAACAUAUGCGCAAUCAUGAAAUCACCAAAGUGGCCAUGCCACGCAUUUGCUGUGGCAACAAUGAUGCCCUCGAUUGGAAGCAAGUGAAACGCAUCAUGCAACAGAUCUUUGCCCAUAGCGAAUAUGCCAUCGAGAUAUUGAUCUGUGAGCACAACGACAUGACAAAGGAGCUUGCCGCACCCAAGUGUCAGAUAACCGAAGCCAAGGGUAAUCUAUUUAGUGCUCCCGAUAAUUUUGCAUUGGUUCAUUCGGUUAGCGCCGAUUUUGCCAUGUGUGCGGGCAUCAAUUUGCAAUUCCGUUGCAAAUUUGGCCAAGUCGAUGAUUUAAAGAAACAGGGCAAACAUACGGGAAAUGUUGCCGUUUUGGAACAAGGCGGUAGAUAUAUAUACAAUCUGGUUACCAAAGAGCGUAGCCACGAGAAAUGUACAUAUACGGCCUUAUAUUAUGCCCUCUUGGCCAUGCGGGAACAUAUGAGGGAACAUAAUGUCACCAAAUUGGCUAUACCACGCCUUGGCUGUGGCAUUGAUCGUUUAGAUUGGCUACGUGUACGUAGUCUAUUGGAAUUGGUUUUUGCCAACGAUACAGUGGAUAUUAUUGCCUUUUUUUAUCAGCCACCCAGCAUGGUGGGGGAUAAUAUUCAGAUCGUGUGUCCCACAUGUCAUCAAAUGAAGACCUUGAAUGUGCCCCGACAUGUUAGCCGCUCCAUACAGUCACUCUACAGAGAGAAGACUCCAUUUUAAUCAUAUAAACUUUACAAGUAUUAUAGUAUAUACUAUAUAACACUCGAAAUGAUUCUUUAUAUAUAGCACCAAAAUGCACAUUUUACUUAUUUUAGUUUC